ACGGCGCCCAGCGCGGAGGAGUGCCGGCCGUCGAGCUGCUUACCUCAAGGGGUGCGAAAAAGCGGGCAAGCUGCGCCGGAAGGGGGUAGCCCGGGCUUCUCGCGAAGGCCUCAAGAUUUCGGACGCGACGGCGGCCCUGGACCUACGCGCCCAGACACAAGCCCAAUCGGAAUUUGGCUUGGACCACCAGCAGCAGCAGCAACAGCAUCACCACCAGCAUCAGCAGCAACAACAGCACCAUCACCAUCAGCAGGCACAACAACAGCCGCAGUCGCAGCAACAGCAGCCGCAGCAACAUCCGCAGCAGCAGCAACAACAGCCGCCACCACCGCAGCAGCAGCAACAACAACAGCAGCAGCAGCAGCAACAACAACAGCAGCAACAAACUCAAAACCAAGACAACCGUCCCCACCAUCCUCUCCUUCAACAGCAGCCGCAACAACAUCACCACCACCACCACCAUCAUCAUCAUCAACACCACCCGGGGAAUCAUCUCCACCCUGGCGAUUCGGGGGGUGGGAUAGGUGGUGCUGGCGGAGGAGGAGGAGGAGGGGGAGGCGGAAGUGUUGGCGGUGGAGGCGGAGGAAACGCUGGAGGUGGAGGCGACGCUGGAGGAGGCGUCGGCGGAGGUGGUGGUGUUGCUGGUGUUGCUGGAGGACUACCGACAUCAACCGAGCAAGAUAGAGCCGCGAGAUUACAGGACGAAGAAGACGAGGAUAUUACAGAAAGAGAAGACGAGGAGGAGGACGAGGACCCUUGCAGUUCGCCAGAACCCGAUCUCGAGAACGACCACGAAUCCAUGGAAGUCCAAGCCUCGGCCGUCACAGCGGCGGCCGCCAACUUGCACGCUCUGCGACAGCACGUCUUCAAGAUGUCUGAUUAUUGGCAGCAGCCGCAACGAGGCCCGCCUCAGCAUUCACCGGGGAUACAGCAUAGCCCAAUAUCAAACUCAACGCAACAGCAACAGCAUCAGCAGGUUUCGCAGAUGCACAGUCCCCUUGGCCAACAACAGCAGCAACAACAACAACAGCAAGCAGCGGUGUCGCAGGUGCAACAAAAUGCCAACUCUGGCCUAGGACAAACGACGAGUCCGCAACAACAAUUGCAGCAACAGCAGCAACAGCAACAACAACAACAUGCGAUGUCGAUGAAUCAGCAGGCCGCUCAGAGUGCGCAACAUCAAUCUUCCCCGGCACCCACGACACCGUCACCCCAUGCGGAUCACCAAGGUGCCAUCGCCUCGAGCAUGGCCCAAAGUCUCCAUACGUUGGCAGCACAGGCCCAACAGAGCAUGUCUCAAACGUCAAGCCCAUCGCUGGGCGUUCAAGCUGCUCAAGCUCUAAGCCAAAACCUAGGGCAAGCAUUGACGCAGGCCCUCACUCAAAACAUGCAACAGAACCUUGGUCAAACGUUGCAGCACAAUCUGGCGCAAAGUUUGACGCCCAAUCUGUCGCCUCAACAACAACAGCUGCUGAACCAACCGCAGAACCUAAGUCAAACCAAUCAAAGCUUGCAGAAUAUUCAAAGUCAGGCGCAAAAUCUUUCGCAGACGUUACAACAGCAGGCGCAAAAUUUAACGCAAAACCUCAGCCUGAGUCAACAACAGGCAUUGCAGCAGCAGGCACAGAAUCUAACGCAAAAUCUUCAACAACAGGCGCAAAACUUGACGCAAAAUUUGCAACAACAGGCACUUAAUAUGGCCGGUACGAUCGGGCAAAACGGUGCGUUAACCGGUAUGAACAUGUCGGGCAGUCAACAACAAAAUUCUCAGAAUUCGAUGCUUAGUCCUGGCGCGACCAGCCAAGACUCCCACGACGCUACGCUCACGGAGAAGCUCGUCAACGAGUUACAGUCUCGUGCCUCUGCGGCGGGGCUUGGUGGUGCGGGAGGUGCUGGCGGAGGCGGAGGAAUGGGCAACAUCAGCGAACGCACCCUCGAGGAAUGCUGGUCCACCCUGCAGCGAUUCUUCUCGCAGAUCUUCAUGCACAAGAGCGCGAUGCAGAUGCACGCGAGGGAGCUGGGUGCUGGCGCACUGACGGCAAGACCCGGGGGUGGCGUCGCAGGAGGCCUCGCGGGUCUCAGCGUCGGUGUUGGCGUUGGCGUCGGACCCGGGGGCAUGAUCACCGGUAACGAGGUCAAACCACACCAGUGCCAGCAAUGUCUCAAGUCCUUCUCGAGCAAUCAUCAGCUCGUGCAGCAUAUCAGGGUUCAUACCGGCGAGAAGCCCUAUAAGUGCAGCUACUGUGACCGCAGGUUUAAACAACUUAGCCAUGUGCAACAACAUACCAGGCUACACACGGGUGAACGACCGUACAAGUGCCAUUUACCGGACUGCGGACGGGCUUUCAUCCAACUAUCGAACCUUCAGCAACAUCUUCGGAAUCACGAUGCCCAGGUGGAAAGGGCGAAGAACCGGCCGUUCCACUGCAACAUCUGCGGGAAGGGCUUCGCCACGGAGUCCAGCCUCCGUACCCAUACGUCGAAGGAGUUGCAACAGCGUGUUGUGUUCCAGCAACACGCCGCCCUGAUCGGCGGCCCGAACGCAACCAGCUGUCCUGUCUGCCACAAACUCUUCCUCGGUGGCGAAGCUCUGAUGGAGCACAUGAAGCACACCCACAAGGAUCCAAAUGCCUCCGGCGUUGCCAAUGAUGGUGAUGAUGAUGAUGAUGCUUUCGUUCCUUGGGACGCUUUAUCCUGCUUGGCAUUGACCUUGAAAUUGUCUCGCCCUAUUGUUCCCUCCGCUGACUGCACAACCUCCGUUGCCGGGGUUUACCUAGCGAAGCGACGGACGGCCAACCACCCGUGCCCGGUGUGCGGAAAACACUACGUCAACGAGGGUAGCCUUAGGAAGCAUCUAGCCUGCCAUCCUGAGACCAGUCAACUUAGCACGAGCCUCAGAAUGUGGCCGUGCUCGGUGUGUCAAGCGGUCUUCACUCACGAGAGUGGUUUGUUGAGUCAUAUGGAACACAUGAGGAUGGAUCCGAAACAUCAGUUCGCGGCGCAAUACGUGUUGAGUCGCGCGGCGGCCGAUAGGAGAGAAAGGGAAAUUCUCGCGAGUUCGAGUCUAGGUGCGGGGCUAGGUGUUUUGGGAGGUCAAUCUGGAGGACCACAAAAUUUGCAGCAACCACCGAUGUGCCCAUCGCCGUCGGCCCACUCCGAUAGCAGCAGUGGAAACGGACGGCUAUCGUCGGCCGGAAGUGAACCUGAUUUCUGCGCAGGCACCGGUCUAUUGAACAACAACAACAAUAACAACAACAACAACAUGGCAUCGCCAGGACCCAGCGGUAACAAGCUGAGUGAAAUGUUGAGAGCGGGCAGUCAGCCGGGUUCCGCGCAACAGUAUCACGACGAGAUGCAAUCGCAACAACAACGCAUGGCCGUCAUGGCCGCCGCCGUGUCAGCGGGUCUACAAAACUCGGUGUCGCCGAAUUUGUCGCCCGUAGACAUGGCGUCGUUAGCGGCAGCCAUGAGGAUGGGUAACAACGGAGAUAUGAGCGGCAGUGCUCAAGGAUCGGCUGGAUCUCAACAACAAAGUGUCCAGGCUACUGGGCCCGAACAAGCUCUGAGAAUGCAUCAAGCGGAAGCUUUGUUACGUUCUCAAGCUGAAGCUGCCCUUCGGCUAGCGGUGUCCCAGGCAGCGGCCGCAGCGGCAAGUUCAGCAGUUGGGGGAGAUGUGAGACAUCAUCUAACGCAACACAAUGGCGGCGGAACUUCCGGUAUACCAGGACAUCACGCGAAUCAACAAAUGUCACAACAAGACAGCUUGUCGCCCGAGUUCGGGGAAGCUCUACGCCUACAGGAGCAACGAUUAGAGCAAGCCCUAAGGCUUCACGGUGACCCACGCGCCCUGAGUUUUACCAUCCAGCAGGUGGUCAAUCAACAGAACAAUCAGCAACCAUGAAAGUUCAGUUACUACUGAGACGAGUGGACCCCUUGGACGCAAGAGCAGACGGCUCUGCAGCAAGUCGAGCGUAUGAACCAACAGCAGCAGCAACAACAACAACAGCAACAUCAACAACAAGUGCCGGAACGCUUGACACCUUUAAAUAAUCAUCAGCAGCAGAGCUCGUCCGGCAUCGGCCAUCACCAGCAUCAGCAACAUCAUCAAGAGGAUCGAGGUGUCAAGAGGAAAGUAGAAGACAUGCUCGGUAAUGCUGAAAACGCGUAAAAAGCGGUGCGUUCAAGUGCGGUCAUCAACGAAUUCGCUCAACGUCUCAGCAGUAUGAAAAUGAAAAAUAAACGAAAGAAAAAGCGCGUGGAAGUUUGAAAUAAAAGACUUCGUAGGCGGACCGGACGAUUGUUUUUCAAGAAAAACACGGCCCGAACUCCGUUAGUUUUCGCGAACCUCGCGAGAUCAACGAGCCGAACUUGUUUAGCCGUAUUGAAACUCAAUACUCCGUUCGAUUCAAAUGAUCCAUCGGAGACGAUAUUAGAGCUGUAGGUACGGCUAAUCCGUUGCACGGUGUCGAUUCGACGUAACAGUGGCGACGCUAGCCUCCGACUUUUACGAUGUUCCUCGCGUCGUACACGCUGUUCCUAUUUCGGUCCUAAAGAAAAAAAAAAAAAGAAAAAAAAACAAAUGUACUGAUCUCGAUCGAGAACGUCGUGUACGCGACACCAGAAAAGAAGAGAGACAGAGAGAGAGAGAGAGAGAGAGAGAGAGAGAGAGAGAGAGAGAGAAAGAGAGAUGGAAAUAGAAAGAUAGAAAGAAGAAAAACAGAGAGUGCUAUGUUAUUGGUGUUUUCGCGUGUAAAAAAUGGACGUUCUCGGGUCGUCUUCCGCCGACCCUUUUCUCAAAUCGCGAAUGAUACCGAUUGUACUGCAAUAUAGAAGAUUCUGCAACUAUAGAAGAUAAUACUAACUCUAUCCUCUUCUACUUUAAGAUCCUCUGGGAUCACAGGUACGCGUCGCCACCGUUACGACCUUGUGUCGUCACCCGAAACGUGCCAUAAUGAAUGAAUGGAAGACCGUAGUCGUUCGACUCGUCCUCGUUGUGUAUACUAACACGACCACUCCUCGUCAGUCGGUCGCGUUCCGUAUCGCCUUGAGGACGUGUGACGCGGUACUUAUAUGACUUUUUUUAGUACAAGAGCCAUAACGACGGUCAACGAGAAUUCACAUGAUCAAGUGAUCCUCAAGUCCGAUUCGCGGUUCAACAACCGAGCUAUAUGUAUAUUUAUAUAUUUAUAUAUACAUAUAUAUAUAUAUAUAUAUAUAUAUAUAUACAUGUAUAUAUAAUGUCCGCAUGUACAUCGGUCAUUAUAUAUGUAUAUGUAUAUAUACAUAUAUAUAUAUAUAUAUAUAUAUAUAUAUAUUUAUAUUUAUAUACAUAUGUAUGUACAUGUAUCUAUGUAUGUAUGUAUACAUACAAGCCAGUCUCAAGGUUCCCUUAAUCUUAAUCUCCUGUAACGUUUAAGAAGACGAAUAACACGCGAUAUACACAGAAACACAGAUGAAAAAUAGAAAGAAAAUGGAUAGAGUCGGAGUGAAACCGCCGUACACGUAUACGUGCGUCGACAAAACGAUGAGAAGAUCGGUCGCAGCACUCUUUCGAGCGAGAGAUAAACCCUUCUCCUCGUAAUCGUAAUUCACGCUUACGGCUACGUGAAAGCACACAUAUUAUAUACACGCAUACACACAAAUAAACUCCGUGAAGAGAAGAAAGAAAAUAGGAGGGCCGAACGUGUUUCUCAACAAGCGUGUCGCGUUCCCGAAAAACAAUGCAAACGAGUGUGAAAGAACGUUAGUGAUAAACACACACGCAGAGAUUCACACACACACACACACACAUACAGGCACACACACACGUAUAUAUAUAUAUAUAUAUACACACGCUAAUAUAGCGUGGACAAAUGGGGAACGCAUCACACGCAUAUAAUCACACACGCACGUAUAGACAUUUGGUAGGACACUCUCUGUACACAUUAAGCACAUACUGAAAAUACAGUUACUGGUAAGAUACACAUAAAUAAACACACACACAUACAUAUAUAUAUAUACACACAUAUACACACAUACGUACUGUGUAAACUCUUGAAGAAAAAAAAUGCGCGCAACUUGUGCUCGUGAUAGCACGAAAACUAUUAGCUCGUAAGCGGACAAACAAAAUAUAAUUAUUACAAACAGUUAUAUUAUAUAUAUUAUAUAUACAUACAGAGUAUGAAGAGUAUGAUGGAAGAAGCGAAGAGAAACAAAAAAGAAAAAAAAGAAAAGAAUAGUGCACGGGUGCGAAAAGAGAGAAAGAGAGGGAGAGAGAGAGAGCGAGAAAGAGAGAGUGUGUGAAAGAGAGAGAGAGAAAGAGAGAGAGAGAAAGAGUAGAAAGUCACCCGAGUAAAGCACGCAAAACACACAUUUUAAAAUGAAAAAAAAAAAAAAAUUGAGCGUGAAUGCGAACGAACGUUUUUCGUGUGCGAGCACGCUCGAGAUGAUGAUGAAGAGAUAAAUAAAAAAAAAACUAAAUGCUAAAUAUUAUAUAUAUAUUAUAUAUAUAAAUAUUAUAAAUAAUGAAUAUAGGGUCUAUGAGACUAGGAUAGUUAGGCGAAAGAGAAAUUUCGUGCGAAUGAGGCGAGCGCAUCUGUGCGAUUUUAUGCGAUUCCAAGUAUCUUCGCCGAGAAAAUGUAUAAAUACGAAGAAUGAUUGAGAAAAAGAAAGAAUGAGAGAGAACGAAUGAGAGUUAGUGAGAAUGAGUAUGAAUCUACGAGUGAAAGAGAAACAGAGACAGAAGCAAUAACGAAAGAAAGAACGAGUGAAAGAGAUCGAUGAAUGAGGCGACGAAAUUGGAAACGACGCGUAAACGCACGGAUGCGCACGCAGUGCGAAUGUUAGAAUCGAGCAAAUGAGAAUGCUUCGUGAGCAUCAAGGAAGAGAACGAAUGCGUGAAGAUUAAAAAAAAAAGCGGAGCGUUUGAGAUUUUAGAAUGACGUGCUUCAGGUAAUCUGAGGUCCUGUGAUCGUUAUAAGCGAAAUAUUUUUUUAUUUCCGGGUAAUAUAUCUGAACGCGUAAAGCACUUGCGUCGUUUCGAACUUUUACUUGCAAUAUACCGUUACGUUCUCGCAAUACUUAGGAAGAAAGGAGAUUGAACAAAAGAAAAAACGAAAAAGAAUAAAAUAAAGACGAAUAAGAAGAGAAAUGGAUGAGAGAAAAAAAUAAUACGAAGAUGAGGAUGACGAAAGGAUGAUGAAAGUGUAUCGUAAAAAGUCCGUACGUUUUGACCAUGGAGCGAACUAUAGGAAAAAAUAACUCGAGCCAACCCCCUUUGACCUUUUCAAAAGGCGACCAUUCAUACUUUAGAAUCCUAUUUAACCUUUCAUGUUACUUCACCUAAACCUUCACCAUCACGGGAUGAACAAAUCUUUCGAUCUAGUUUCCAAUCUCAUGUCAUUUAAAAAAGAAAAAUAACAAAAUAAAAAAUAAUAUAUCGUGGAUCGUCCGUACUUUCGAUGGGAUUUCUUUCGACAAUUUCAAUUAUAAGACGAAUAUUGACGGUUUAUGCGCUAAAUCGACGAGAUAACGAAACUAAAUUUUACAAUGAUAAUCAUUCGUGGACGUAACAAUGAUCGAAAGCGGGAGAUAAUAAUAAUAAUGAUAAUGAUAAUGAUAAUAAGACCUACAAAAAGUGAAAAUAAAAGAUAAACGGAGCCCUCUUUCGGACAAAAAAAAACGAGAAAAAAAACAGAAGAAAAAAGAAAAGAAAGAAAAAGAAAAAUCAAUGCCGACGGUAACGGUAAUUAUUCGGAAAUAAUAAUAAAAAAUUAUAUAGAGGGUUGAUUAAAAAUUAAAACGGAUCGGAAGUACAAAAGAGGCGCGAUAAGAUUCGACUCAUUGUCAGAAGACGUUCGACUUCGUUUCUUUGACUGACAAUCGCGGAACUAGUAGAGUGCGGAAACGAAUGGUAGCAUGCCGAAUAUAAUAAUCUCUUUCCUCUCCCCUUGACAUACGUCGAACCGCGUUGUUGUUGUUAUUGUUAUUGUUGUUGUUGGCCCCCAUUCGGAGACUCUCGACGAGACUUUUCGUUCUUUACCGGCUCGUAACUUACUACCUGAUAAUAUCUCCCGCUUUUGUUGUUUCUUCCACGAUUUGAUUUGGUAAAAAAAAUAUAUAUAGAUAUAUAUUUCCUCACGAGUUUCCUUGACGGAGAAGGAAAUUUUUUUUUCGAAGAACUAUUUCGGAGCAACAAAAUUUUUCAAAGAAAUUCGUUAAUACCCUAUAAUUUAAUACUGUGGACACGAGAAUGAAAAAAGGAAAAAAGAAAAGAAAUGAAAUGAAAAGAAAUGAAAAUUAUAAAAAGUCAGAGGAGACAGGAAAAAAACCCAUCUAAAGAAGGGAAUCGAUCGAUUUUAAUUUUUAUGUUAAAUCUAGAAUGAAAUAACGUCGAGUUUUGGUGUCUCUCUCAUUUUCCCUUUUCAAGGAACUUGUUCCCGUCAAGUCCCUUUGUUCGCCAAUUACGAAAGUAUAGCCUAACGUCGUCAUCUUCGUUGAACGUAAAAGACACGCGCCAAGAAAAGCCGCCGGGUAAACAGGCUUUUUUCACCAUCCGGGACGAGAAAAGAAAAGAUCGCUAAAGGAUUCAUCGUCAAAGCUACAUUUUACAAUCGAACCCGCCUCGCGCGCGAGACUCCGGAAAUAUCGAAACUUUCGACGAUCUCGCGGCGCGGUUAAGAAAUAAUUUUGCGUCUCGUUAAAAAUAUAAAAUAAAGGAAAACAAUUUUUUCGAUCAAACGUGCCCCAAAAUUAACUCGAUAGACCAAAGCGCGGCGUAUAACGAGAAUAAAAAAAAAAAAAAGAAAAAAAAGAAAAUAAAAAGAAAUCCAAGAAAUGAGCACACACGAGAAUGGAGAAACAAAAAUUAAAAGCACGAAAAAAAAUGUUAACAGGAUAAAAAGAAAAAGUAAACUUCGUUUCCCGAGUCUCGCGCUGAGCGAUCGCGGGUCGAUCAUUGGUCGUUCUUAUUAUAAAGAAUUUUUACGUUACAGGGCGUUUUUUCCUCGGAUUAAGUAGUAUGUAAAUACACCUUGAUAUCACAAGCAUAAACUGAGAAUUUACUGGUAAACUUAAAGGAAGUACAUAAUGCGAAAUAGGGUUAGUUUCUAUGUAAAUACCUAAAGCUGGACGAGUGCAUACACCUCGUUCAUGCAACCAACGAUAAUCGUUUUUAUCGAACCAGAGCUUCUGUUCGUCGUCGGUGUACGCCUGGACGUCGAUGAGCGUUCCUAUUCGGAUUAUCCUCUUACGCUCGUCUUGGAACAAAUGGCGGUAAUCUUAAAAGGAACGCUCUGCGAGCCGAGCGUCGCUGAUCGGGAAAUUCUUUUUUUUUCUCGACACCGAUACUCUCACGCGCGACACGCGCCUAUGCAUAUACUUACACUUAUACUAACACUUAACACACUUAUGCAUACACACAGAUACACACAUAUAUACACAUACACAGACACAAAGAUAGCCUUGCGAUGGAUUGUACAGCUAUGCUAAAACAACAUUACCAACUCGAACAACAACUUUCGGCAUUAUCAUAUUACUCUUGCACAACUCGGCACCGAUGAGAAUUCUAUAUAUAUAUAUAUCUUUUUUUUUCUCUGACUUCGGGCUAGGGACCAACAUUCGGUUUUAUUCACCAUCGACAAAGAUAAUCGGACCGACCGUUUAGAUAGAGUGACAAAAGAAACAACGUAACGCUGUUUUAUAUUUGGGACGAAGCAAAGAUCACGAAUUAUUUUUUAACCUCGUUUGUCAUGCACGUAUCGAAAUAUAAACGAAAAUUCGUUAAUUAUAGGGAAAGAAAGAAAAAAAGAGAGAGAGAGAGAGAGGGAGAGAGAAAGAAAGAGCGAGAGCGUUGGGUUGAUCGGCAUGAAAGAUUUGUGGAUGUCAUUUUAACUGCAAUGUCAUUUAAGUUGUGUUCUUUGAACAUGACUUGAAGGUUGCGACAUUUUUGAAAGAUUGAAGCGAAUGUGCAUGAACGAGAGUGCGAACGAACGUUAGCUUCGAGGGCACAAAGUUGAGAUUUAGAUAAACCAAACGGAAAAGAGAAAAAAAGAAAAAAGAAAUACUACAUAGAAAAAAUACGAUCCGAUCAGAAAUUUUUGAAUGACUUCGCUUUCAUACAAAAGAUAUAUAUGUGUAACGAUAAUCAACCAAAAAAAAAAGAAAGAAAGAAAGAUAAAAAAAAAACAAAUAUGAUCGACUGACAAAUCCCAACAAUUACAAAAAUCAUUUCAAAAAGAUUAGAGUAAAAACAAUAAAGAGCUUGAUUUUUACGGUCCCUAAGAAAAAUCCACGAAGGAAAAAAAGAGAAAGAAAAUAAAACGGGUGCACAAAACAAUACGAUAAGAGUGCAGGAAAACAAAAGCAAAACAAAAACAAAAAAAAAAGAAAAAAGAAAAAGAGGAAAAAGUGAAAAGAGAAAAGAAAAAAUGAGAAGCUUUCGAAAUGAUACAAAAAAGAAAAAAGGUUAGAAAACAAAGAAAAAACGAUAAAAUCAAAAAAGCAGUACCAUUUAUCACCACCAUCACCAUCACAAAAGAUAUAGAACAACAGCAACAAUACAAAAAACACUAUACCACUCUAACCACCCACGUCAAAAUCCUUCAUGGACGCGAGUACACGCACCGUGGACCCAUGAAACGAUUGACAGGCGAGAAUUUUUCAACAAAAAAGAUAAUAAAUAAUUUAAAAAAAAAAAAGAAAAACGGUGCAUCCUGCCGUGCGCCGAGGGUUGCUUUUUCAUGUUGAAUGCAAAAGUAACGAGAAAGAAAAAAAUAUGUAAGUUAGAGAACAAGCGCACACACACACAUUCGAAUGGGGCAACCAAUUGAAAUUUUCCCUGCUACCCACCUAACCUUUUCCAACCGUUAAUCUGACAGCCACUAUCCCCGUCCAACCUCUAAAAAUCAUCACCCCAUCCCACCCAAAAAAUAAUAAUAGAGAGUGAGAAAGAAAAAAAGAAGCAUAAUAAAUAUCAAUCACACACAUCUCCGCGCGAGAAGGAGGAAUUCCCGAGGCGCCGGCCCGUGCCCCGCGAACGUUGUAUCAUAAUUUAAAAUUAAAUGAAAAUAAUAAGAAGUAACGCAAAAAAAAUAAUAAAAAAUAAAUAAAUAAAUAAACGCUAAUAAUAAUAACGCGAAAGAAAAGCUAAAAAAAAAAAAAAAAUAAAUAAAUAAAUAAACACAAUGAAAAGCACACAACAUUACAAUAGCUCUAGUAGUGUAUGUUCUGUAAUCGAAGCAGGAAUAAGCGCAGAUAAAUGAUAAAAAUAAGCGCGCACGUCAGAGCGUCCACCUUUUUCAAAAAGAGGUGGGAGAAUGAUGUGCCGCUAAAAAAAAGCACAAAAAAAUAAUUUACAAAUAUAUUGAUUUACAUAUGCCCGUAACUAAUAAGCGGGUCGGUGGCGCAGCGCUCGCGAGCAGCAUUCGCCCCAUUUGUAAUGUGCUCUCUCUAGCUCCUCCAUCCUCUUCCAUAUAAACGGGCAACGAUCUUCUUUCUCGUUUAAUUGUUCACGGGGGAUUACCGUUAUACUUAUCAAACUCGGGCCAGUAGGUAAAUGCGAAUCUUCGAAAAGUGAGGGUAACAGAGAAUGGGAGAGCGUACGAACCCGAAAGGUUAAAACGGUCCUUGUGCGAACCAACUAGACUUAAUUCUAGUCUAGCUCAACGAGAAGAAGACAAACCCGAUUAUCACGCUAAGAAAUGAAGAAAGAAAAAAAGAAAGAGAGAGAAAGGAAGAGGGAGAGAGAGAUAUAUAUAGAGAGAGAGAAAAAAACAGACAGACAGACAAAUAUGUAAAUUAUCUGAGGCGAGUCUACAAGGCGAGACCCUGCAAAACCGACCCUAACCAUAAUCUUAAUCUCUUUCAUGUAAAUUUGCUAAAUGUUUAAAUAAUCUAAAACUUGCCAUAGCCCGGAUGCGCUGGUGCAUACUCCCAGCGCAUACACACUACAAAUACGACUCGACUUAACGAAUAAAUGCAAAAAUCCGCGGUAACGUCUCCAGUGUAAACGACGUUUCAGGGUUGAGCGACGCCCACGUCAAUCAAUGGGAACGCCCGCGGUAGAAUUGGUAUUCUCGACAAGGAACAAUUCACAACAAGCACAGAUUACAACUACAGCAACAGAGGAACACGAGCAAUUACCCGAAUACAUCGGACACAAAUACACGCACAGCAAUUGGUAAGGAGAGCCCUGUACACAUAAACACAUUCUUAUUACACGCUCGAAAAACUCUUACACUAUAUCUACACUUCGUACACAUAAUAAAUACACAUGCUACGGAUAUGUAAAGCCAAUUGAUUUUGUAAAUUGUCCAAAAAAGGAAAUUUUUCGUGUGAGUUUUAAACGGCAAAAGAAGAAAAAGAAAAAAAAAAAGCAAAAAAAGAAAAGUAAUAGAAAAAUAAUAAUUUCAAGAAAGCUUAACGUGGCAAAGCAAUAAUUAAAACAUAUUCGGCCCAACAUUAUAUCUAUAUUUAUACGAUAUUUUCAUGCGACAAUUCGGAAUAUCGCACCGAUCUGUCUGGAAUGGAUUUAUUGGAGGAUAUUUGAAUCGGAUCAUCCUUCCAGGUGGAAAGGAUCCAUACCACCGAUGAAAAAAGCUUCACGGUGGCUCGAGCAAAAGAAAAAUAAAAAUAAUAUGAAAAAACAAAUCAAGAAAAAAAAACACAUAAAGCUAAUGUUUUGAAUAAUAGAAAAAAAAUUAAAUGAAUCAGUAAGAAAACAUUCGCGGCCUUUGGCAUACGUUUGGAUGCAGAACCGAUGAUGAAUGAGCUUGCACGGAAUCCCGUGCGAUCUCCAUGGUCCCCCGGACUUGACGAUAGAAAACCCGGCAAUGAUACGAACGAACUCUUCUUCUUGAAGAGUUUCGAUCCUGAUGAUGGACAGACAAUGAGGUGCCGCAAAGUAGUCCGAUGGACAAAAAUAUGAAUGGAUGAAAGGAAAGGAAGAAAGAAAAGAAUGAGAAUGAGAUAAUCGUCAUGAGAGAGACUUACGGCAUCUCGGUAUAAUCUAGUGAACUGUCUGUUCCACAAUAUAUAUAUAUACAUACAUAUAUGUAUACAUAUAUAUAUAUAUAUAUAUCACAAAAAGAAUAAAAAAUAAAAUAAAAUAAACGAAGAAAAGAUAAAGAUGAAGAAGAUAAAAGAAGAAGAAUAAGAAGUCGAAGGAGAAGAAAGGCGCUAUUAAAUAAGACGACCUAGGAAGUGGCAGCGGCGUUGUAGGAGCCGUUGUUCGAGUACGGCUUUACAAGCAAAAACCGUUGGUUUGUUUUCGAUCGGGUUUUAAUUUUUUAAUGAAAUAAUCUCACGACGAAUAUCGCGUACGAUCAAGAUCGCUGAUUUCAAAUCGAAAAAAAGGGCGAAUGACGUAUGUGUAUAUUCGUGGCAGUGUGUAUCGUAAGUGCGCAGCAUAUGAUAAAACCGACAGUCUAGCAGUGCGAGCGCCUCGGCGGCAUUCGCGUCUUCACGCGGUGACCUUGACCGAGCCUCCGUGAUUAAAAACCGGAAUAAGUUGUUUCAAUGUCCACUAUAUAAAUGAAGAGCCAUAGUCGUUAUAAGGCGGUGACUCCAACCUCGAUAUCGUCGACGACCGAACAAAUCCGUCCUUAAUUUCGAUUUUAUCUAAUUUUAAUUCGAAUCUAAACUGACGAUCUAAUAAAUUCGAAUACAAUUUGAUAAAGCUUAAUACAUCGUGUAACAAAAUUUAAAAUCGACUUUUGGAAAAAUUCUUGAUCAGUGAGCGAUAACAUAUCAAAAUUUAGGUAUACUAAUAUAUACCAAAAGAAAAUAAUAUAUUUGGCGCGAAAAGAAAAAUAGCAGGAAAAGGAGGAGGAAGAAGAAAAAGAAGAAAAAAAAUUUCGCCCACUAUCCAGGACGGAUAAAAAUCGUAUCAUAUCGCUUGGAAAAAAAUAUUAGCAAAAAUAACAUCCAAAGGAGUGGCAACUGCCUUUUUCAUUCGGACGACCAACAACAACUGCGAUUCUCGACGAUGAUGAGCGUUCGGAGUCAUCGCGUGGGUCCGUCACUGAAGGCAUCGUGAUUCUGACGAACGCGGUGCCUUCAUGACGGGCGAUACUCUUUUUCAAAAUAUUCUCCAAGUUUUCGUUAACGAGAAUGUGUUUUUUCUCCCUUGUAUCCCUUAGUGAACCCUCUCCAUUCGUAUCCGAGGUGAAAGACCGAGUCCGAUCGCAAAACAAUACGAUUUAGAGACAAUCAAUCAAUCAGAUGAUAGACGUAUCAAACAAAUGAGUAUAAAAAAAAGCAUAUGCACAGAAAAAACAAACGGAUGAAACAUAAAUAAGGCCUAAAAUGAAAUCGAUGAUGACACAUAACCGUCCGUUGAGUGGGUGCCUUCGUCAGGGUUUUCCGUUACAUUAAACGAACGUUUUCAAGUAUAACUCACAAUUAGUAGUGUUAUGGUAGAACAGUAAUUACAGUGUACCGCAGUAAACAAUUAACUAAGUAAGUAUACAGGAAGCACGUGGUCUUUUUCAGUGUCUACAGUAUCGUCGUACACCACCGUGCAGUGGAACGACCGGAAACACCGGAUUCAUUUCGCGUGCAGUUCCCUUCCCGCCAAUUUCACCUCUUACCCUCCAUCGUCAUUACUAAUCCAAAAAAAAUUCGCUAAGCAGGUCGAUUCAAUUCAGUAAAUUCACAAAAUGACGGAUGGAUCGAAAAUUUUGAUCGAAAGGAAAAUACUUCGAAAUACCCUCCCAUCUACCCGUCCUACCGAAUCCGUCGUUUCGACGCCAUCCACCGUCCGCGAGAUCAGAGAUACAAUCAGCAUUUAACAGAUAAAUAUGAUAAUAAGUGUACUAAGUGUCCGUAGUUUAGCCAACGUGUACAUUGUAUACUCCAAUAGAGGAAAGGAAGGGAAAGAAGUUGGAUGGAUAUAGAACAAGAAAAGGAACAAUUUUAUAAAUAAAAUAGAUAGUUUAGAGAGGAGAAAGAACGAGAGAUAGAGAAAGAGGGAGAUAGGGAGAGAGGGAGAAAGAGAGAUAAGAAGAGAGAGAGGGAGAGAGAGAGUGAGUUUAAAAACGAUUGCACGGUGGAGCCAUAUUUAACCAAUCAAUAUGAUUAAUUAAUAACAGUACCGUAACCAUUUGUCAAGUCGACUUAAUUAACAGUUAAGCAGAAUGCAUACGUAUACACUUGCAUACAUACAUACAUGCAAACAUACAUACACAAACAUACAUACACAGGAACACGUGUAAUUACGUAAAAAACGUAUCUACGUAUCCAACGUGUAACACACAACAGGAACACGAGCACGCGAUGAUACAAAGGGGAAAAUAAUAACACAAGAAACAUAGAAACAUCCGUACUCAAGAGUAUGUAAGGGUCAAGCGAUCGCACAGUAUCGCUCAUUACUUAUUAAAUAAAUCGCGUAGGCACUCACUACGGAUAGGAAAAUAGAGGACUUUGGGACUCGGACCCGGAUAAGAGGGUGCCUGAACGUGCGAGCCACUUCACUCUCGCGUAUGUAGCCUACGUGUUUCCCUCUCGUCGAGAGCACUAACGAUCGAAAAAAAAGUGUGUGACGCGCGUUCAGGUUCUAUCCUAUCGUUAUUUCAAUUGAUCUUUCCAGUGCAGCCUUGAGUUAUUUCACUUAUGGCGUUGCUUUCAACACAAAAUAAAACCCCCUACCACCCACCCCCCACUGGCCACCUAAAAAUCAUCCGCUCAUAUUCCUCGAAAGGAUGACAUACCCUCGACACACCAAUCCUCCUCAGUUUCACACGUACGCGUUGUUUCAAGUUCGUUCGCGAUGUCUCGAUUACGUGAUCGCCCUUUUGGGCACGUCUCCUCGUCCAACAAAAGAAAAAUUUGUGAUCAAAUUCUUUCUAUUGUAUUUUUCUUUUUAUUAUUAUUAUUAUUAUUAUCAACUAUUUCAAAUUUCGAAAAUAUUUGACAUAUCAAGUAUGAUCUCUUUCGGGUUAAUGAAUUCGGAUUAAAAUACAUUUACUUUUUGUUUUGUCAAACUCAAAGAUCUGAAAAAUUCACGGAAAGCAUUGAUAGUAAUUGUGAUAGAAGAAAAAAAAAACAAAAAAAAAAGAGAAAUAGAAAAUUGUAUAGAAUACUUUAUAUAAAAUGGAUGAGAGGAGCCAUGCCUGAGCCACGACGAUCGAAAAGGUGCGAACGUUGAGUUAAACAUUUUGAAGACUUUUAUGUACAGUUAGUUACCGUUUAAUACAGCGCAUAUUAUCGUUUAUUUCGUUGGCGCUCCCUUGUUCUGCCUUUCACGAUUCGCGACGAUCCUCAGAUCGGAUCGUUCGAAAUUUCGAUUGAUUUGGCAAGACAAACGGACCCACGGCAUCUUUAAUGGUAUCGAUUGAGUUUGGUCGAAGUCCCCUUUUGGGCAAACACACCGACGCACUUCCGGUCCCGCUGGCUCGCCGUAAAUCAUUCAAGAAAGAGAAAGAAAGAGAAAGAGAGAGAAAGUGAGAAAAAAAGAGAGUCAGAAAGCCUCCCGUUCGAAAUUCGAUUCUAGUCAAAAAAGGUACAAAGCCGCAGCAAGUGGAGCUCGUUGCGGAGAAAAUCGGUACUUAUUUUAGCAUAUGCUAUGAAACUAAACAAAACGAAAGGGAAAAAAAGGAAGGAGAGAAAAUCGGUUAGAGUAAAGAACGGGAGAAGCUCUUAGUGAUCGCAAGAAAGGAAACAAGAGCAGGAAUUAAAGGGUAAGAAGAGAUGGGAGAAAAAGCAGAAGGGAUGAAAAAUCGGCCAAUUUCCAAAAUACGCGGCCUAGCGGGACCGUACCCGAAAGAAUAUAUCCGCGCGUUGUUGACAAAACAUAGCCUCUUUUCGUUGUACAUCACACGUCGGCCAUGACACGGUCGAUCUCCAUUGUAUGAGGAAGAAAAAAAAAGAAAAAAAAAAAGAAGGAAAGUAAGAAA
Vespa crabro (European hornet) is the source of this 16871-nucleotide messenger RNA. It is a transcript of the gene dati, whose product is annotated as zinc finger protein rotund-like. The record is from RefSeq and is a predicted model, not a curated record. Bases 800 to 3901 code for a protein of 1033 amino acids. Gene Ontology annotation, cellular component: nucleus. Gene Ontology annotation, molecular function: RNA polymerase II transcription regulatory region sequence-specific DNA binding; DNA-binding transcription factor activity, RNA polymerase II-specific. Gene Ontology annotation, biological process: regulation of transcription by RNA polymerase II. The transcript has 12 exons. Lineage: Eukaryota; Metazoa; Arthropoda; Insecta; Hymenoptera; Vespidae.